AUGGCAUCAGACAAGGAUUACAUGGCCUUCCUAGACAAGGCGAACAAUGACUCCAUCCAGGCUCAGCCCAAGACUUCGUCAUCCUCUAGGGGACAGUUCAAGACGGUUGACGCGGGAACUCAGGUCCCCGCCGAGAUCCAAAGUGUAUGCAGGGACACAUUCUACGUGAGCGACGCGGACGAGCCCUUCGAGGGCGUUUCUCUGCGCUGGAAGGGUGACGACGGACUUCCCGAUGAGGUCGAAUUUGCUGAACUCAUCGGCCACGCGAAGCCUGACAGUGCCGACGUGACUAUCCUGGACCCGUUGGACUGGGAUUCCAAGGGCCAGUAUAUCAAGAUCCUUGAGGCAGUGCGUCAGGCCAGCCAGGGGAACGAUGUUAGGGUUUAUCGUGUGGCCAAGGACGGGAGCAGGGUCGAGUACUGGCUCAUUACGAGGGAAGAGGGCAGGAUUGUUGGAGCCAAGGCUCUGAGUGUGGAGAGCUAG
Messenger RNA from Geosmithia morbida, 483 nucleotides. RefSeq lists its product as hypothetical. Lineage: Eukaryota; Fungi; Ascomycota; Sordariomycetes; Hypocreales; Bionectriaceae. The transcript is spliced from 2 exons. The coding region runs from base 1 to 483 and encodes 160 amino acids. The record is from RefSeq and is a predicted model, not a curated record.